AUGAAGUACGCGUCUUUCAUCGCCGCGGCUGCGGCUGCGCUCGCCAGCGCUGUUAGCGCCGCCGGCGUUUCUGGUGCUGCUGAGGGUUUCGCCCAGGGCGUCACUGGUGGUGGCAGCGCUACCCCCGUUUACCCUUCCACUACCGAUGAGCUGGUCUCAUACCUCGGUGAUAGCCAGCCGCGCGUUAUCAUCCUCACCAAGACCUUCGACUUCACCAACACCGAGGGCACCGAGACGAGCUCGGGCUGCGCUCCCUGGGGUACUGCCUCCGGUUGCCAGCUUGCCAUCAACAAGGACAACUGGUGCAACAACUACGAGCCUAACGCUCCUAAAGUGAGCAGCAUCACCUACAAUAAGGCCGGUGUUCUUGGUAUCACCAUCAACUCCAACAAGUCCCUCGUCGGUCAGGGUAGUGCCGGUGUCAUCAAGGGCCGUGGUCUCCGUAUCGUCAGUGGCGCCAAGAACGUCAUCAUCCAGAACGUUGCUAUCACUGACAUCAACCCCCAGUACGUCUGGGGCGGUGAUGCCAUCACUCUGAACGAGGCCGACCUUGUCUGGAUCGACCACGUUACCACUGCCCGUAUCGCCCGUCAGCACAUUGUCCUCGGUACCCAGGCUGACAACCGUGUCACCAUCUCCAACUCCCUCAUCGACGGUCGCACCGACUACUCCGCUACCUGCAACGGCCACCACUACUGGGGUGUCUACCUGACCGGCUCCAACGACAUGGUUACCAUGAAGGGCAACUACUUCUACUACACCUCCGGCCGUAUGCCCAAGGUCCAGGGCAACACCCUCCUCCACGCCGUCAACAACUACUUCCACAACAUCGAGGGCCACGCCUUCGAGAUCGGUUCCGGUGGCUACGUCCUCGCCGAGGGUAACGCUUUCCAGAACGUCGACGCUCCCGUUGAGUCCCCCAUCAGCGGCCAGCUCUUCAGCGCCCCCGAUGCCACCACCAACGAGCAGUGCAAGUCCGUCUUUGGCCGUGCUUGCCAGAUCAACGCUUUCGGCAGCUCCGGCUCCUUCAGCCAGGCUGAUACCGCCGUCAUCUCGAAGUUCGCUGGCAAGAACAUCGCCGGUUCUCACCUUGCUCAGAACAUCCCCCGGUGGGUCAUGGCCAACGCUGGUCAGGGUAAGCUCUAG
Messenger RNA from Aspergillus nomiae NRRL 13137, 1146 nucleotides. Its product is annotated as polysaccharide lyase family 1 protein. Lineage: Eukaryota; Fungi; Ascomycota; Eurotiomycetes; Eurotiales; Aspergillaceae. The transcript has 2 exons. Bases 1 to 1146 code for a protein of 381 amino acids. The record is from RefSeq and is a predicted model, not a curated record. Gene Ontology annotation, molecular function: pectate lyase activity.